GUUCGACUGGUACGUUAUCCCUGUACUCAACGUUGACGGUUACCACUACACUCGUCCAGAGUCAGUGGGUCUGGUUCCUCUAGCAACCCCUGCAGUGAAGUUUAUAGUGGAGAAUACGCAUAUCAUGCGAAGGAACUCAAAAUGGUCACGGACUGGCUGCUCAACCUGAAGAAAAGUCAGACCUUUAUGAUCCACGUGGAUGUCCACAGCUUCAGCCAGUAUUGGGUCUAUCCUUACAGCUACACUUACAGUCAAUAUGAUAGGACCAGAGAUCAUGAUGACCUGGAACGGGUGGCCAAGGCUGCGACACAGGCACUGACAGCAGUGCAUGGCAAAAAAUACAAAACAAUGACAUCUGGAGACUGGUACCCGGCAGCUGGAGCGAGUGAGGACUUUGGAUACGAGAUCUUAGGGGCCAAAUACUCCUACACUGUGGAAAUGCGGGACACAGGAUAUUAUGGGUUUGAGCUGCCUGAGAAUCAGAUCAAACCUUGUGGAGAAGAAACCUACGCUGGGUUCAAAGAGUUGUUCCGACAGGUCCUGAGAGAGGUUUAAGCAUAACUUAGAGGGGUUGGAACAGGAACUGACAGUAAAGAAAAGAUUAUUAUAAAAUAAUCGAGAAAAUGUUAUUAAAUAAAAAAAGUAAACGAUACAGUUUGAAAGCAACACUACUGUAAUACUAAUGCAAUGGAACGCCGCUAUAACGAACACGACUGGGUCCACGCUAAAUGUUCAGUACCUCGGUCGUCAGGUAUAGCGAAAUCAACUGCCGAACAUUUCGUUACCAUGUUAAUUAAAUAGCGCCUUCUCUUGUCUAACUGAAGUGCACUCUCUUGUGAAACUAUA
Acanthaster planci (crown-of-thorns starfish) is the source of this 846-nucleotide messenger RNA. Its product is annotated as carboxypeptidase B-like. Gene Ontology annotation, biological process: proteolysis. Gene Ontology annotation, molecular function: zinc ion binding; metallocarboxypeptidase activity. The record is from RefSeq and is a predicted model, not a curated record. NCBI's taxonomy places the organism in Eukaryota, Metazoa, Echinodermata, Asteroidea, Valvatida, Acanthasteridae.